This is a messenger RNA of Ceutorhynchus assimilis (cabbage seed weevil), 775 nucleotides long. The record is from the annotation of a GenBank genome assembly. Lineage: Eukaryota; Metazoa; Arthropoda; Insecta; Coleoptera; Curculionidae.
GUUUGCAUAAACAUGGCAACUAAAACCUUAAUAAUUCUAGUUUUGGUAGUCGCCUGUGUCUACGCUGUACACGAGUACAAAACUCAUGAUUAUUACGCUCAUCCAAAGUACGAGUUCAAAUAUGGUGUAGACGAUCCGCACACGCACGACUUGAAAGAGCGUGCUGAAAAGAGAGACGGGCACACUGUAGAGCAAGAGUAUGGUUGGCACGAGAAGGACAGAGAGGUAAAAUUGAAGAAACUGGACGAGCACGCUCAACAAGUGAAGAUCGAGAUUCAACAUCAUCAUCAUCAUUAGUUGAUUAGUAAAUUGUUGUUAUUGUAUAUAGAUUUUUUUUUGUUAUUUGUGUAUUUUCGUGAAAAAUGUUUAUUGAUGGAUGCUAGUUACUUAUAUGGGGGUGAUUGAUGUUUAAUUUUUACUUUUGUACCUGUUUAAAUAAAUAAUGCUUAAAUUAGAGUGUUUUUGGAUUUUUGUCACAAUAAGGCCCUGUUUAUUCAUCUUCAGAUAAAUUAUUUACGAGAUAAAUUAUUCCUAUUGGUUGCGGAUAACUGCCUGAGCAAUAGGAUUAUAGAAUGCGUUUUUGUCUGUCAGAUUGCAUUAAGUGACAGCUUAUCAGAAGGUGAAUAAAUCGGGCCUUAGCAUAAUACUUAAAGGGGGAAGAAUAAAUAGUUCUUCAACAUGUGUAAAGUAUGGAAUCUCCAGGGAAAUUUCUGAAAAAUAUGAAAAAUCCUCGGAAAAAUCAUUUCUCCAAUUAUUAUUGUAUCAUAUUUGCACG